GAAGGUUGUCGGUAAGGCAUAGUUUUGUCGCCGUUUCGGUUUUCAACGUUAGGAUUAGUUUCGCAAUAUCGUUAUUUGCUUUGCAUAUUUUCAGAUCUUUAAUAAGUUCUUUCACGGAUCCGAAACACUAAAAUGAUUUAUCUAUGGGGAAAUGACAAGUCUGGUGUGUUUUAGAAUCAUGUACAACGCCCCAUGGGGCGUUGCUUGCAAGCAAUCAAAAAGAGAUGAUGGGAACAUCCCGUUAGAAAAUUAGGGGUGAACAAUGUGAAAAUGCUCCAAAAUGUCUCCUUUUUGAUUCCCCUCACCUUUUUCGCGUCGUCAGAUUUGUUUUUAAGUUAUGGCUUGAUGGUGAUUUCCAGUGCCCAGUCAUCUCUUAUAUCUACUGAAUUACCUAGUCUGAAUAUUUAACGAGAACUAUGUAACUAAUUUAUGACCUCUAGUUCGGCUAAUAUUUUAAAGCACCUACAAAUUUCGAAUGGGAUAUUUAGUGAAAAGCAGGUUUCCUAUUUUAUUCGAUUAAAAGUGUGACAGAAUGAUGGUUUGUGAUUUCCUGUCGUUGUUGUUAACCAGUCAAUGUCAGUUGACAUAUGUACGUUGUGUAUGUAAGGCUACGACACUGUCAUUUGAUCAUAAGCUUUGGUAAAAGAAUAUCUAAUUUCCUGGCAAAUUUGAGAUUCAUUACACAUAUACGGUAUUGUCAUGUUUUAAAAAUGAGUUGGUUGUGAAGAAUUUCUUCACUGAAUCACGUCUUUCUUGUGACCUAACCUGGGUGUUUAAAUUAAUAUUGAGUCUACCGUAAAAUGUCACAUAUCUGCAUAGGAUCAGUCCAAAUUGUCUGCAGUCAUUUAUCAACGACCGAUUAUAGUGAUGAUUUGUAGAAUGAGAAGGGAUUUUGUCUCGAUAUUUGAUAUAGAAUGGUAAUCAUAACAUAUGCCUGCAUGAUAGAUGAAAUUCUCAUGCUAUAUUUGGUACUCAAAUGAUAAAGAACAUAACAGUUCCCCAUCCACAUGUAUUCCUCCUUUGAAGAUGGAUGUAGUGAUGAAUAUUAGAAAGUAAUUCACUGAAUGAAAAUUCCUAACACUUUUCCUUUAACCAAAUCGUUAGUUGUAUCUGUAAUUUAUAGACUUUAAGUAGUCACCAUUUUUCAGUAUCUUGUAAAAAAUUAUCAAAAAAAUUUCACAAGCCUUAUCAAUCUGAACAUAAUAUAAUAUACACCCUCAUAUUCUUAAUUUCUAACUUUCUUUGUAGAACAUGGUUGAGAAGACUGAGGAUUUGAAGAACUCACUAACAAAUUUGGUUAACGGUUUAGGGUACAUUUUGUCUGAUCGUUUACGAAAUGUAGAUGGCGAUUUCGAUUUUGAGUUGUCUCUCACUGCUUCAUCUGAUCUGGACACACGAUUCAUGCUGAUGCUUGACAGGUAUAUAAUGCCUGGGUCUAACACAGACGAUUCCAUACCUAUUAAGAAUGCCUGGGUGAAGUUUGCCGCAAUGGCCUCUGCAUACGUCUACAAAAAUGUUGGUGAGUCGGUUUCCAAACCCCUUCGAAAAUGGCUGGCGAAUGCUGCCAGUGCUGCGAUUCUCGCUGGACUACUUGCAGAAGUGCCUGAAUCGUCGGAUUCAAAUGAACGAUCUGCUUCUGAUGGAGAGACAUCUGUCGAAAAUAUCUCCGCACCUGACAGAGUAGUGGAGAAUCGUCAAGAUGGUGCCUGGUACUAUGGCCGUUGGACCGUUGACAAUGUUGCUAGCAGUUGUGAACUGAUGGAUGUGAUCGAUGUUGAAAUGACAGAUGCAUGUAUUCGAGUGAUGAUUGCUGCUGUUGUUAAUUAUUUCCAGGAGAACAGAUUCGCUCCAUGUGGUUUGUUGAGAGACAGUUAUGCAAGUGCGAUACUGAGAAGUGAUCUAAUGGAUAGGUAUGGGUUGACAGACGAACGUGACAAAAUUGAAGCGAUGCGUAUUACUGGUAGUUGGGUCUCGAAACUGUAUGUGUUUCACAUGGCGACGAAGCAUCGUGAUUUGGAACAUCCAAUCAGACCUAUAAAUAAUGUUGGUUUGGUGCGUCCUCUGAAACUAGAUAUCAGUCAGUGUUUCGAGGACUUGACAGCUAGAUUUAUCCGUACACGAAUCGCACAUCAGAUUGCCAGUCGAAUGGUGCGAUCUGUGUGUAUAGUGUUUUUCGAAGAUUUGAAUGAAUUGAUUGAGUUGCGGAAGCUGUACCGUCAAAUAUCCGGUGAUCCGUUUUAUUAUCACUCUGACUGUGAAUAUUUGACGAAAUCAUCUCGACCGUCAGUCAGUGACAAGAUGAGUAGUAUAUUUGGUCGAUUGGUCACCUAUUUGAGUGUUUUUGAGCCGAAUAGUGAACUGUUUGAUUAUCCGCAGUUGAAAAUGAAUGGUAGGACUCGAGAACAACACUAUGUUGAUUACAGUAAGAAUUGGAAGAAGAUACUGGAAACGAUUUAUACAGAGUUGUAUAUGCCGAGUGGAAGUCAUUUAUUGGAUGUACUUAGAAGUAGAUGCAAGAUUGCAGAAAAUAUCCCACAAAAUGAAGAACUUUUGAGAGAAUGUUGGAAUGAAUAUGGUGUCGGUUGGAAUAUUUCGGAGUUUAUUUUCCGAUAUUCACUUAAUCGUUAAAUAUUUUGUUUGUUCAUUGACAACUCAAGAUUAAAAUUUUGUUAUUAACAAAUUGCAAUAUUAUUCUUCUUAUUCAUAAAAUUUGCUUUUUCAUC
Molecule: messenger RNA, 2723 nt
Organism: Schistosoma bovis
Lineage: Eukaryota; Metazoa; Platyhelminthes; Trematoda; Strigeidida; Schistosomatidae
Source: the annotation of a GenBank genome assembly